GGUAGGUCCCCCGCUAAGACGGUGCUUUUACGUCACGCAUGACGCAAAUAAGCGUAAGAGCCGGGGGUGGAGAUGUCGUCACCACCCGCCCUGGGUUAGCCAAGUUGCCGCGAGAGGGGCGUAUAGACCCCGCCUCGUAGGUGGGUGGGGAGUGGCAGGCUCCGCCUUGGCCCCUCUGGCAAGCUCCGGCCAGCGUCGCUGCGGCUCUGGCAGCGGAGCCAGCGCGCGGAGCCUGGAAGGAUGCGGCGCCUGCGGCGGCCUGGGGGUCCCGGGGCAUCCGGGGGUCUCCGGGUGCUCCUCUGCCUCCUGCUGCUGAGCAGCCGCCUGGGAGGCUGCAGCGCCAUUAGUGCCCACGGCUGUCUGUUUGACCGCAGACUCUGCUCUCACCUGGAAGUCUGCAUUCAGGAUGGCUUGUUUGGACAGUGCCAGGUGGGAGUGGGGCAGGCCCGGCCCCUUUUGCAAGUCACCUCCCCAGUUCUUCAACGCUUACAAGGUGUGCUUCGACAGCUCAUGUCCCAAGGAUUGUCCUGGCAUGAUGACCUCACCCAGUACGUGAUCUCCCAGGAGAUGGAACGCAUCCCCAGGCUUCGCCCCCCAGAGCCCCGUCCAAGGGACAGAUCUGGCUUGGUGCCCAGGAGACCAAGUCCCGCUGGGGAGCUGCUUUUACAGGGCAUCCCCACUGGCUCCGCCCCUGCUGCCCAGCACCGGCUUCCUCGACCUCCAGUGGGCGGGGCCGGAGCUGGGGCAGGCUCCCCGCUGUCCCCUCUGCAGGCUGAGCUGCUGCCCCCUCUCUUGGAGCAUCUGCUGCUGCCCCCGCAGCACCCCCACCCUGCCCUGAGUUAUGAACCUGCCCUGCUGCAACCCUACCUGUUCCAUCAGUUUGGCUCCCGCGAUGGCUCCCGGGGCUCCGAGAGCUCCCCAGGGAUGGUCAGUGUUGGCCCCCUGCCCAAGGCCGAACCCUCUGCCCUCUUCAGCAGAGCUGCCUCCAAGGGCAUGUUUGGGGCUCACCCUGGCCACUCCUAUGGGGACCCUCCAGGGCCUCCACCUGCUCAGCUUUUCCAGGAGUCAGGGCUGCUCUACCUGGCCCAGGAGUCGCCAGUGCCCAGCAGGGCCAGGGCACCAAGGCUGCCAGAGCAAGGGGGCGGCAGCCGGGCAGAGGACUCCUCAGAGGGCUAUGAAGAGGAAGGACUAGAGGGUCGUGGGGAGAAGCCUCCUUCCCCAGCAGAGCAGCCAGACGCAACCCUGCAGAGGCUGGCAGCCGUGCUGGCGGGCUAUGGGGUGGAGCUGCGUCAGCUGACCCCUGAGCAGCUCUCCACCCUCUCAACUCUGCUGCAGCUGCUGCCCAAAGGCUCAGGACGAACUCUGGGAGGGGUUCUAAACGUUGGAGCUGACAUCAAGAAAACCGUGGAGGAGCAGGUGCAGGGCGGAGACACGGCCGAGCCUCUGCCCCCCACGCCCUCCCUGCCUGGGUACCCCACUGCCAGCCCCACCUCCGAUAAAGCCCAGCAGGUGCUGAGCUCUGGAUCCUCUGAGCCUCUCAGAGCUGCUGGCUCCUCUGCCACGCCUGUCCUGCUGGAGAAGAAAAGUCCACUGGGCCAGAGCCAGCCCACGGUGUCAGGGCAGCCCUCAGCUCGGCCAUCAGCGGAGGAGUAUGGCUACAUCGUCACUGACCAGAAGCCCCUGAGUCUGGCCGCCGGAGUGAAGCUGCUGGAGCUCCUGGCCGAGCACGUGCACGUGUCCUCAGGCAGCUUCAUCAACAUCAGUGUGGUGGGACCAGCCCUCACCUUCCGCAUCCGGCACAAUGAACAGAACCUGUCUUUGGCUGAUGUGACCCAGCGAGCUGGGCUGGUGAAGUCCGAACUGGAAGCACAGACAGGGCUCCAGAUCUUGCAGACAGGAGUGGGACAGAGGGAGGAGGCGGCUGCAGCCCUUCCCCGACCGGCCCACAGCUCCUCUCCCAUGCGCUCCGUGCUGCUUACUCUGGUGGCCCUGGUGGGUGUCACCGGGCUGCUGGUGGCUCUGGCAGUGGCUCUGUGUGUGCGGCAGCAUGCACGGCAGCGGGACAAGGAGCGCCUGGCAGCCCUGGGACCCGAGGGGGCCCAUGGAGACACUACCCUUGAGUACCAGGACCUGUGCCGCCAGCACAUGGCCACAAAGUCCCUGUUCAACCGGGCAGAGGGUCCGCCCGAGCCUUCUCGGGUGAGCAGCGUGUCCUCCCAGUUCAGCGAUGCGGCCCAGGCCAGCCCCAGCUCCCACAGCAGCACGCCGUCCUGGUGUGAGGAGCCCGCCCAGGCCAACAUGGACAUCUCCACGGGACACAUGAUUCUGGCGUACAUGGAGGACCACCUGCGGAACCGGGACCGCUUGGCCAAGGAGUGGCAGGCCCUGUGUGCCUACCAGGCGGAGCCCAACACCUGUGCCACCGCCCAGGGGGAGGGCAACGUCAAAAAGAACCGCCACCCCGACUUCCUGCCCUAUGACCACGCCCGCAUCAAGCUGAAGGUGGAGAGCAGCCCUUCCCGGAGCGAUUAUAUCAACGCCAGCCCCAUUAUCGAGCACGACCCUCGGAUGCCAGCCUACAUAGCCACACAGGGCCCGCUGUCCCACACCAUUGCAGACUUCUGGCAGAUGGUGUGGGAGAGUGGCUGCACCGUCAUCGUCAUGCUGACCCCACUGGUGGAGGAUGGCAUCAAGCAGUGUGACCGCUACUGGCCAGACGAGGGCUCCUCCCUCUACCAUGUAUAUGAGGUGAACCUGGUGUCGGAGCACAUCUGGUGCGAGGACUUCCUGGUGCGCAGCUUCUACCUGAAGAACGUGCAGACCCAGGAGACGCGCACGCUCACGCAGUUCCACUUCCUCAGCUGGCCGGCAGAGGGCACUCCGGCCUCCACGCGGCCCCUGCUGGACUUCCGCAGGAAGGUGAACAAGUGUUACCGGGGCCGCUCCUGCCCCAUCAUUGUGCACUGCAGUGACGGUGCAGGGAGAACGGGCACUUACAUCCUCAUCGACAUGGUACUGAACCGCAUGGCGAAAGGAGUGAAGGAGAUUGACAUCGCUGCCACCCUGGAGCAUGUCCGUGACCAGCGCCCUGGCCUCGUCCGCUCUAAGGACCAGUUUGAAUUUGCCCUGACAGCUGUGGCGGAGGAGGUGAAUGCCAUCCUCAAGGCCCUGCCCCAGUGAGAGCCCUGGGCCCUCUGUGGGCAUCCCGGCCUCCGCUCCCUCUUUGCCUGUGCGAGCAUCUCUCUGUGUACCCACUCCUCGCUCCCCCACCCGCUACCUUGG
Messenger RNA from Ceratotherium simum simum (southern white rhinoceros), 3282 nucleotides. It is a transcript of the gene PTPRN, whose product is annotated as protein tyrosine phosphatase receptor type N. The record is from RefSeq and is a predicted model, not a curated record. Gene Ontology annotation, cellular component: synapse; secretory granule. Gene Ontology annotation, molecular function: protein tyrosine phosphatase activity. NCBI's taxonomy places the organism in Eukaryota, Metazoa, Chordata, Mammalia, Perissodactyla, Rhinocerotidae. Gene Ontology annotation, biological process: regulation of secretion; insulin secretion involved in cellular response to glucose stimulus; protein dephosphorylation.